Molecule: messenger RNA, 261 nt
Organism: Acanthoscelides obtectus
Lineage: Eukaryota; Metazoa; Arthropoda; Insecta; Coleoptera; Chrysomelidae
Source: the annotation of a GenBank genome assembly
AGUAAAGAAAUCCUUAGGACUUAGAUCGGGACUAUAUGGCGGAUGGUCCAAUAAUUCCACGGUUUCUUCCGUUAAAUACUGCCUUGUUUUUUGGGCUGUGUGCGAGCUUGCAUUGUCUUGGUAGAGGAUGAUUCUUCUUUCGGGGUUGAUUUUUCGAAGCUCGGUGAUGACUUUUGGCAAACAGAUGGUGGUAUACCAAUCCGCAGUAACAGUUCUUUGCUUAUUAAGAGGAAUUAUUGGAAUAUGACCCGCUUUUGACAC